This is a messenger RNA of Ilyonectria robusta, 1629 nucleotides long. Its product is annotated as glycosyl hydrolase. Gene Ontology annotation, biological process: carbohydrate metabolic process. Lineage: Eukaryota; Fungi; Ascomycota; Sordariomycetes; Hypocreales; Nectriaceae. The record is from RefSeq and is a predicted model, not a curated record. Gene Ontology annotation, molecular function: hydrolase activity, hydrolyzing O-glycosyl compounds. The coding region runs from base 1 to 1629 and encodes 542 amino acids. The transcript is spliced from 4 exons.
AUGGCCGUUGUCAAUCCAGUUCUCACUGGGUUCAAUCCUGACCCCUCCAUUACUCGUGUUGGAGAUGACUUCUUUCUUGCGACUUCAAGCUUCGAGUACUUACCAGGGGUCCCAAUAUACCACAGCAAGGACUUGAUUCGGUGGAAGCUCAUUGGCCAUGCCUUGACUAGAAGGAGUCAGAUUCAUAUCGCAGGACCUGAGCCAGGGGGAGGAGUUUGGGCGCCAACCUUGAGGUAUCACGAUAACGUCUUCUACUUGGCCACAUCCAGCUUCGACAGAUUCCGUCCUCAGCAAAACGAAAGAUUAUAUCCUCGGGGGUUCUAUGUCAGGACAGAAAACAUAUGGGACUCGUCAUCUUGGUUAGAUCCUGUAUACUUUGACGUAAUAGGUUUCGAUCAAGACCUUUUCUGGGACGCUGAUGGAAGCGUGUACUUGUCUACGACUCACGUCAAAGCCGAUCGUCCGCCCGAUGCGGACAAAUCGCGGCUCGACUUUGCGAUCCAUGUCUGCAAGGUAGACUUGAACACUGGCGAUUCAAUUUCCGAGUCUGUGAUGAUUCGAGAAUCGCCAACAGGUAUCUCCGAGGGCUCACAUAUUUUCCAACGGGGUCGGUACUAUUACCUCCUGACGGCCGAGGGCGGCACUGGUUCAAGACAUUCUGUAUGGGCAUUUCGCAACGACCAGGGACCACUGGGUGCCUGGGAGGCAUGUCCUAAGAAUCCUCUGCUCAGAAGCGGUACUGAAAAUAAGGUGCAAAACACUGGGCAUGCGGACUUGGUUGAGGAUAUCAACGGCCAGUGGUGGGCUGUCCUUUUGGGAGUCCGUCCGUAUCGGCGAGAUUCCGGAGAAUGGGAAGAGUCAGUUUUUGGACGCGAAACGUUUGUAGUCCCCGUGCAGUGGAUUGAUGACUGGCCGGUCAUUAACAGGGGAGAUGAGAUUCGUCUCGGUCCUGAGCUGGAAGCUAGCACUGAGACACUAUGGAGGGACGAUUUUUCUGAACCCGUACUGGGACUUGGAUGGUACAGAAAAAAUACACCGGAUAAACUUGAUCACGCCAUCACGAGUAAUCCCAGUCGCCUGCGCCUCUACGGCGGACCCUACAAUCUUUCUGUGCCAGCCAGCCCAACCAUGUUCCUGCGGAAGCAAACAUUGAGAUGUUGCAUCUGGGAAACAAAAGUCUCAUUCCAUCCCACGACAGAACAUGAAGAGGCUGGGUCAGUAUUAUGGUGGAAUUAUUUAACUUACAGCAGUAUCGGGAUUCGCAAAGCGCGCCGCGGUGAUGGUAUGAGCCCAGCAGCGGCCGCGAGAAUGAUUCAUUUGAGAUCGGCUCGAGGAGAUGCGGUCUCACGACUGCUCGAGCAGCCCGACUCGGACGUUUGCCUCUAUAUCCGAUGCGGCAAGAAGUAUGAAUUUGGCUUCAGGGAGCUUGUUGGACCUGGAGAUGAAGAUGGGCCAAUCCAGUGGCUAGGCGAAGCCAGUAACGAGGUCAUGACAAACCCACCAUCUGCCGGCUUAGCCUUCUCCGGGAUGAUGUUCGGAUUGUAUGCCUUUGCAGACUAUCAGCAGUCACUGAAUGCGGCUGAAUUCCACUACGCGCAAGUAAAGUUGAUAGAUGGUUGCCAGGAAUAG